Gadus chalcogrammus (walleye pollock) is the source of this 363-nucleotide messenger RNA. Its product is annotated as C-C motif chemokine 4-like. Lineage: Eukaryota; Metazoa; Chordata; Actinopteri; Gadiformes; Gadidae. Bases 91 to 363 code for a protein of 90 amino acids. The record is from RefSeq and is a predicted model, not a curated record. Gene Ontology annotation, cellular component: extracellular region. The transcript is spliced from 3 exons. Gene Ontology annotation, biological process: cellular response to type II interferon; chemokine-mediated signaling pathway; lymphocyte chemotaxis. Gene Ontology annotation, molecular function: CCR chemokine receptor binding; chemokine activity.
GAGAGACGGCAGUCCACUGGUCUAACGGUAGAAGAGCAUUAACACCUGAUCUUCUUUGCCCUCCUCCUGUCUAUUUCAGAACCAGUGAAGAUGACGACUUGUGGCCCCGUGACAAAGAGCCUGCUGCUGCUGGCUGUGGUGGUCGCUCUGACCGGACAAGGAUCUGCAGCAGCUGAGAAGUUCUCUGAAUGCUGCACCAAGGUAACCAGACAGCAGAUCACUGAAACCAUCGUGGACUACACGGUGCAACUGAGAAACAAGCGCUGUGUCAAUGCCAUCAUUUUCAAAACGGAGAGUGGUCGUUUGUACUGCAGCAACCAUAAUGAGCCCUGGGUGUUGAGGAAGGUUAGGGAGCUUGAGUAA